This is a messenger RNA of Acinonyx jubatus (cheetah), 11824 nucleotides long. It is a transcript of the gene FANCC, whose product is annotated as FA complementation group C. Gene Ontology annotation, cellular component: Fanconi anaemia nuclear complex. The record is from RefSeq and is a predicted model, not a curated record. The transcript is spliced from 16 exons. Gene Ontology annotation, biological process: nucleotide-excision repair; interstrand cross-link repair; cellular response to oxidative stress. Bases 8978 to 10771 code for a protein of 597 amino acids. Lineage: Eukaryota; Metazoa; Chordata; Mammalia; Carnivora; Felidae.
GCGGGCGAGGGGCGUGGCCAAAGAGUGGGCAGGCCUGGGGGUGGGCCCGGCGUAGGGGUCACGCGGAAGAGAGCCCCCCGGAACGGUGAGAGCUGGGAAUUGGCGCUUUGGUUCUUUUGGUUCAUUGAGUGCUGGCAGCUAUGUCUACUUAAAAGGAGAGGAGCAAAGGCGAAUUUCUUCGCCCUGGAUCCGUGGGAGCUGUGAAAAGCUCUCGUCUUCUACCCCAUCACCCUCUAUAGCUGGCCGCUUGCUCUCCGUCGCCCUGCCUCUAGGGCGUUGGGAGGGGGCGAGCCUGUUACCCCUCUUGCCUUCCAGGUCUUUUGUCGCUGAAGGGCAGAAAGGUUCUCAUGGGUGAUUGUCUCCUUGCAACUUUCUUUCUUUGACCGCCAGGCCAAAUCACGUCCAAAGCCCUGAUAUUUUGGGGGGUUGUUGUUUGUUGGCUUGCUUUUUUGCAUUAACGUGGGCGCUUUUACAACCGUGAACCCUCUGUGGUCAUCGUGUAUGGGCUAAAGGUUUGGAUGGCAAAAGAUUAGGAGUUUUUGAAACAUGACAAAUUUGGGACCAGAAUUUUGAAAGAGGCCGAGGAAUUUUCCAGCAGAGACCUCCAUGUGCCAGUGAUUUUGUCCUAAUCUGAAACUCUCGUGCUCCAGCUUUCACUUGUAACUUCUGUCCCAUUUAGUGCAUCUUAACUGUGAUAUGAUUGACUUACCAUUUAUCACAUGAGCAGGGCACUUUUGGGCCACCCAACUUCAGCUAUUUAUGGAUGUCACUCACCCUCAGUGAUGUGCAGCUCAGAACCUUUUCUCACUAUCCUCUUCAGGAGGGGAGGAAAGGUUGUUACAAAUGGUAGAAUUCAUACCAUGUGUUGGGAUCAUUUAUUACAUAAACAUAUAGAAAACAUGUUCAUUGUGACUUUAUCCAUUAAACUUAAAUUGAUGUUUCAAAAUAAUGGGCUGUGCCAGAUUCACAUGGAAAUAAGCAUUCAUAUGCGUAUACAAGAAAGACCACUUCAAAACAAUUUGCUUUUCCUAGUUUUAUCAGAGGCCUUUUCCUGUAAAAGUUAGGUCCUGCUUCUUUAGAAUUGGACUAAUUAUACUUUAGUAUAUAUUACACUUUAAUUCAUUUUUUCAUUAUUCAGUCCUAUUCUUGUUUUCUUGAAAAACAUUUACCAGAAGUCCAGAAAAGAAAGGCAAACUCUAUAUUGGAAUUUUUUGUUCUCUAAUAAAAAGCAUUAACUUGAUUGAUUGGCUGGGUGUGGAAGAUGUGUUGCUGCAUGUAUGUGAAACUGUGCAUGUACAUUUUAAAAUAAAUGGUAUUUUAAACCAGUUCCAUAUUUCAGCAAGUAGUUCCAGUAACAAUUAUACAAAUUUUGUAUUUAUGAAAACCAGCUACAAGGAGGCCAGCCUGGCCAGUAGAAAGUUGGAUUGAUUACCUAGGCCACAGAGAGCGCCAGAGAAAUCUCACAUGGCGUGGCAGUUCCAAGUUGGUAGUGGUGGAGCUUCAAAUCAGGCUGGAAAUCAGUACCAAAUGGAUUUGUAAAAUUUUAGUCUGGGGUAUGAAUAUUCUCUGUUCUUGUUUAUGGAUCCUGACUGACUGACUUUUUCUUUUUCAAUUUUAUUUAUUUUGAGAGAAAGAGAGUGCAAAUAAGGAAGGGACUGAGAGAGAGGGAGAUAGAAUGCCAAGCACUGGCAGCAUGGAGCUGGAUGUGGGCUUGAACUCACAAACCCUGAUAUCAUGUGAGCCGAAACUUAGAGUGGGACACUUAACCAACUGAACCACCCAGGCGCCCCUGAAUGACUGAUUUUAAUAUGAAAGAACACCUAUGGGAGAAGUACAUUGAGUUUGCAGUGUUUUAAUAAAAAUGUAGUAGAAAUUGAGAAGAAAAAAACUUAAAAAUUCAUCAGAAAAGUUAGAUAACUCUACAAGUCUUGAGCAUUUUAUUUUCUAAAUAUCAAUUAUUAUUAUUUUUUUGUGCUCUGGAAGAGACCUUGCAAGUUUUCUGGUCCAUUCUCUUAGACUCUUCAUAAGUCCUGCUGAGCGUGUAGAAAUUUCUCUGUUAAGAUCAGUGAUACAGGAACAUCUAUAAUCUUGGUACCUUUCUCUAGUUAUAGGAAGGCAGAGUUUUAAAGGACAUUACCUUUUUUGAAACUGUAUACUAUGUAUACUCUGUUUUCUAAAGAAUUCAGUGGUUUUUGGUAAAUUUAGUAGAUUUUUAGAAUUGUGCAGUAAUUAGUACAGUUCAUUUUUAGAACAUUUGCAUCACCCUAACAGCUUUGCAUGUGCAAAUUCAUAGUCAAUCCUAACUCUGGCUUUCAGCCUCAGGCAACCAUUGAUUUGCUUUCUUGUCUCUAUAGAUUAGCCUUUUGGGGGCAUUUCAUAUAAAUAGAUUCAUAAAAGUGCUGUCUUUUGGUUUCUUUCACUUAGCAUGAUGUUUUUGAGAUUCAUUCAUUUUGUAGCAUGUAUCGAUAGUUUGCUCCUGUUUAUUGCUGAAUAAUAUCCCAUUGUAUGUCUCUACCACAUUUUGUUUAUCUGUUCAUCAGUUGAUGGACACUUGAGUUGCUUCUACUUUUUGGUUAUGAAUAAUGCGCUGUCAGUAUUCAUAUGUAAGUCUUUGGACGUAUGCUUUUAUUAUUUUUGGGGGGUGUUUAUGAGUGGAAUUGCUGAGUUGUAUAAUAAGUUCAUGUUUAACUUUUUAAGAAAGUGUCAGACUUUUCCAAUGUGGCUAUACCAUAUUAUAUUCCCACCAGCAGUGUAUGGGGGUUUUAAUUUUUCCACGACUUCAUUUGUUAAUUGUGUCUCUUUAAAUAGCCAUCCCAGUGGGUGUGAAAGUAGUAUCAUUGUGGUUUUAAUUUGCACUUCCCUAUUGGCAAACGAUGUUGACUAUAUUUUCAUGUACUUAUUAGCAAUUUCUAGGUCACUUUUGAAAUGUCGAAACAUUUUGUCCAUUUUUUAAUUGGGUAUGUCAGCCUUUUAAAAGUAAAAGGUUUAAGAAGUAAAAGGUGAUUCAGGCAGCAAAAUCAGGUUUACUCAGGAACAGCAGAGGAAUUGCAAUUCUGGACAAGCAAACUAUGGUGAACCUUAGGUGAGUCCUGAGAACAAAGCAGGAGAGUGUCCUUUUAUAAAGGAAAGGAGUUUGAGAGGGUCUGUUUUGAACAAAAGUUCAUUGGAAGAAAAUGAGAAUUUGAAGUGGUGGUGGCUUCUAAUUGGUUGUAGGUGAGGGCAGCUUGCUGUUGCUGGGCAGAAAGGAAACCUUCCUUCUUCCUGCUGGGAGUAUGCAAGUUGGGAUGAAUGAUAUGUGUAUUAGUCAUCUCUUCAUGGUUUCCAAACUCCAGUUUUCAGUUAGGGUUCCUUAUCAUAUUUUCACACUUUUCUUCCAAUCAACUCUUCACCAAUCAAGAGUUGGGUCAUCUGUUCCUCGUUAGAAUUGUUUUUGUCUUUCAGUGUCAGGAAGGACACUUCCUGAAUGUCAUGUCCCACAUCAGAGGGAAGUGCACAGAUUGGAAAUCAUGGAAGCCACGUUUGAGUAACAAACAGUGGGAGGGGGAACUCUCAGGUAUUUUACAUCCGAAAUCUGUAACCAUUCAAGGUUAUAAGCUAAAAGGAGCAAAGGACCCUACCUAGAUCUUCAGGUGGAAUUUAUUGUAGUCAGUGUGCUUGUUCCCUAAUUUUAUGUGAUUGGGUUUCUACUUUGGAGGGUUUGUCCAUGUGCAACAGGUGGUGUUUGCUAUUGUAUAAAUGCUUCGUUUGGCAAGUAGGUAAUCAAAGGCUAUAUGCAUAUCUUGAAGAUAUUGUGGGUUCAGUUCCAGAACACUGCAAUAAAGUGAAUAUUACAGUAAAAUAAAUAUUGCAAUAAGGUGAGUCAGAUGGAUGUUUUGGUUUCCCAGUGCAUAUAAAUAUGUUUAUAUUGUACUGUAGUCUAUUACGUGUACGAUAGCAUUAUGUCUAAAAAAAUAUAUAUCUUAAUUAAAAAGUACUUUAUUGCUAAAAAACAGCUAACCAUCUGAACUUUCAGCAAGUUGUAAUAACUGAUCACAGAUCAUUGUAACAAAUAUAAUAAUGAAAGAGCAUGAAGUAGCAUAUUACUAGAAUGUGACACAGAGACGCAAAAUGAGCAAAUGCUGUUGAAAAAAAUGGCACUGAUUGACUUGUUUGACAAAGGGUUGCCACAGACCUUCAGUUUGUAAUAAAAGAAUAUAAUAUUUGUGAAGCACAUUAAUAGUGAAGCACAAUUAAAUGAGGUAUACUUGUACUUUAGCCAGUGAGUUAAGUGUUGUUGGGCUGCUAUUGCCUUAGGGCUGGGGUUGGCAAGUUUUCCCAAUUCCAGAGGGAGAUUUCUAAUCAUUUGUUCGUUGUGGUGAAAGUCCACAAAACGGGUAACAGCCGUUCUGAUGGAGGCAAAUCCAGAGUCACAUAUGCCUCCUGGGAAUUAUCUUUUAAUGUGGUGAUGAAGUUUUAAUGGGGAAAACCUGAAAGACUUUAGAUUUAUUGUGGAUGUCGCUGGGGACAGUUAGAACCACCCCCCCCCCCCCCCCAGUAUGCAUUGUCUUACAAUCCCCCAGUGGUCUAAACAUUCACAGGCCCAGUGAUUCACCACAGAGAAAGAUAAAACCAGGUAGUGCAUACGUAAUGUAUGUACACACAUACAUACAUGAUAAUCCUGCUAGGGUUUGAUCACUAAUAAUGAUGUUAAUUGGGAUUAUUUAAUUGGCCCUUUUGAACCAAGGGUCAGAGGUGUUUAGGGAAUAAUUAGGGAGAAACCAUCUUGUUCUGUGGACUUGGUUCUUGAAGGCUGUACAAAGGGGGGUUAUUUUGCUGCAGCAGGUAGACCUAAGGUAGUAGUAAGAAUGAGGAACUGUGUAGAUGGAAUGGGUAUGAUUAGUUGCAUUGAGAGUUAGGACAGGUCAAAAGCAAGGUACAGGAAAACCUGGUUGUAGAAGUUUGACUCAGAAAUCUCCCAAGGGGUGGUGGCAUUGGAGAUGAGGGAGAAGUUUGCUACAGGGAAGACUAAAGGUUCACAGCUGUCAGGGACAGAUCAGGGUUUCUGAGGACAGAUCUAACAGAAAUGUUUCUUCCUUUGGCCAAGGAUUGGGAAAUUUGUGGUGUGUCUCACAUGAUCGGAUGGGGCCCCUAAAAUGUGGGGCCACCCGAUGGGGUGGAAGCUGGCUGUGUAGGCAAUGGAAAGAUUCACCUGAGGCAUAACAAAGGAGACAUUUAUUGAAUACAUUGCAAGGGAGCAUCGGGCAGGCAGGAUAGCAAAGGAGAGAUUGUCUGCUAUGAGGUAGUGGAUGCAGGCUGUUUUUAAAGGGGGGUGGUGAGGAGGUAUGAGCAGAUGGAAUUUUCCCAAAUUUAUUACCUGUGCCUUAUUGUAAGUAUCCCAUUGGUCAGUAAGGGCUUAUGGGUAUUAUGGAUAUUAUGUUGGCCUAAAGGGCCUGUCUGUAUUUAGCCAGGUGGUUGCUGUGGGCCCUUGUGCCUUGAUUAAGUUUCCAUUGUUCAAGUCUGUUGUCUAAAAGUGACCUCUACAAAAUGCAAACAAGGUCAUUGUCUCUCCAGCAUAGAGAAGAAGAAAAUAAAUUGAGAAAAAAGCAGAAAGGGGAGAAUAUACAGGUCUAACCUCAUCAUCUUGGGAAAACUGUUUCAGCUGUUGUUUGAUUCAGUUCCUGGAAAUCUUUAAUUUUAGGUCACUGUUGGUGUGCAGGUUUAGUCAGCAUUUGGGCCUUCCUUUAGAUGAGACACAUGGGUCCAGGAGUCAACUCUGGAGUUUUGAUGGCACAAGAAUUGGUCAGGAAUAUGCCUUUCCAGUGUGGUCGAAGAGAGUCUUUUUGAAGACGUCCUUUCCAAUGGAUGAAAUCUUCAGGUUACAGGGUGUGGUGCUUGGAGUCUUCAUUUCCUGGGAAUGUGCCAUGAAAACAUUGCCCUAUAAGCGCAUGAUUACUUUCAAGGGAUGUAAUGAGACCUUUGCAAUACUGAAAUAUACCUUUUUUUUUUUUUAAGUUUAUUUAUUUAUUUUGAGAGAAAGAGAGAGAGAGCAUGAGCAGGACAGGGGCAGAGAGAAAGGGAGAGAAAGAGAAUACCAAGCAGGCUCUGCACUGUCUGCACGGAGCCCGAUGCUGGGCUCCAGCCCACGAACUGCAAGAUCAUGACCUGAGCCAAAACCAAGAGUCAGAUGCUGAACUGACUGAGCCACCCAGGCGCCCCUGAAAUAUACCUUCUUUUAUUAGCUGUAGGUCAAAAAAGAAUGAAGUUGGAUGCAUGGGGUACUCAAUAAUUAUAUCAAAGGUGCAAACUUGUGGGUUCCAAAGGGGGUGGAUCUGAGAUUAGGAUGGACCAAGGCAGUUCUUUUGGCCAGGGUGUUUGGAGGUUUUCAACAAAUUUUGCCAAUUGAGUUUUGAUAGUGCUGUUGAUUUGUUCAGCUAGUCUUGAAGACCGAGGAUGAGUGAAGGAUGAUAAGUGACAGUGAAAAUGCUACAGAACUGGUCAUACAGCAAAGACUCACCAUAAUAAUCCGCCAAUAAAAUGAAUUUCUUGGUCACUAUGGAGCUAAGAAGGGUUUCUCCAGUAGGUAUGAUUUUUUUUUUCCCCAAGCAGGAUUUUAGCUACUGAAGAGGCAAGUAGCUUGUCUACAAGGAAAGGCUUUGACCCAGUGGGAAGAAGUGAAUCACUGCCAGGACAUAUUUGUAUCCAUGAGAUGGGGGUAGCUGAAUAAAGCCAAUUUUCCAAAUCUCGAAUGGUCCAUUAGGCAAUUUAAAGUACCCAGUAGCGGUGAGGAUAGGUUUCCUUGGAUUGUAUUUUGGGCAGGUGGGAUGAUCAGAGUAGACAUUUUUUGUGGUUUUCUUACUAUUUUGCCCACUAGUAUUCAGAAACCUUAUCGUUUUAUCCAUAGACCAGUUGUUUAAUGCAUGUACAGUGGUCAAUAAUGGGAACUUUAAAAAUAAACUAAAAAAAUUGAGGGCACCUGGGUAGCUCAUUUGGUUAAAUAUCUGACUGUUGAUUUUGGCUCAGGUCAUGGUCACAGGGUUGUGGGAUUGGAGCCUCACAUUUGUGUUGUCAUCGCAGAGCCUGCUUGGGAUUCUCUUGCUGUCUCUGCCCCUCUCCUGCUUGUGUGUGCCCAUGCACAUGCACUCUCUCAAAAUAAAUAAACAUUAAAAAAGUCAAACUCAAAAUGGAUUAAAGACCUAAAUGUGAGACCUGAAACCAUAAAAUUCCUAGAAGAAAACAGGCAGUAAUUUCUUUGACAUUGGCCAUAGAAACAUUUUUCUAGGUAUGUCUCCUGAGGCAAGGGAAACAAAAAAGUAAACUAUUGGGACUACGCCAAAAUAAACAGCUUUUGUACAGCGAAGGAAAGCAUCAACAAAACAAAAGGUACCCUACUGAAUGGGAGAACAUAUUUGCAAAUGGCAUAUCCAGUAAGGGGUUAAUAUCCAAAAUAUAUACAGAACUUACACAACUCGACACCAAAAAUAAUCCAAUAAAAAAUGAGCAGAGGACUUGAAUAGACAUUCCUCCAAAGAAGACCUACAGAUGGACAACAGAUACAUGAAAAGAUGCUCAACCAUCAAGGAAAUGCAAGUCAAAACCACCAUGUGAUAGCACCUCAAACCUGUCAGAAUGGCUGAAAUCAAAAAGACGAGAAAUAACGAGUGUUGAUGAGGAUGUGGAGAAAAAGGAACCCUUAUGCACUGUUGAUGGGAAUGUAAAUUGGUGUAACCAUUGUGGAAAACAGUAUGGAGUUUCCUCAAAGUAUUAAAAAUAGAAUUAUCACUUGAUCCAGUAAUCCCACCACUGUUAUUUACCUAAAGAAAAUGAGAAUACUAAUUUGAAAAGAUAUAUGCACCCUAUGUUUAUUGCAGCAUUAUUUACAAUAGUCAAGAUAUGGAAGCAGCCCUGUGUCCACUGAUAGAUGAAUGGAUGAAGACGAUGUAUUUGUGUGCAUACAUACACACAGAGAAUGGAAUAUUACUCAGCCAUAAAAAAGAAGAGAUCUUGCCAUUUGCAACAACAUGGACGUACCUAGAGGGUACCUAGAGGGUAUAAUGCUAAGUGAAAUAAGUCAGGCAGAGAAAAGACAUACCAUAUAAUUUUACUCUUAUGUGGAGUUUAAGAAGCAAAAACAAAUGAACAAAGAAAAAAAGACAAACAGACUCCUAAGUACAGAGAACAAACUGGUGGUUUCCAGAGGGAGGUGGAUGGAGGGUGGGUGAAAUAAAGAGCGAGAUUAAGAGUAUGUUUUAAACUUGUGGUGCUUGGGUGACUCUGUUGAGUGUCAUACUUCAGCUCAGGUUAUGAUCUUGCAAUUCAUGAGUUUGAGCCCCGCAUUGGGCUCACUGCUGUCAGUGAUCCUUGGUCCCUCCCUCUCUCUCUCUCCACCUUCCCCACUUGUGCUCUGUCUCAAAAAUAAACAUUUAAAAAGGAGUAAACUUCUCUUGAUGAAUACUUAAUAAUGUCUAGAAGUGUUGAAGUAUUAUAUUGUACCUGAAACUAAUAAAACACUGUAUGUUAAUUGUACUUUAAAAAGGGGAAUAAAAAAUGAGAGUUAAAGAAUUUCUGGUGGAACUGGGUUUUUAUUUGGUCCUGAACAUGUUUCUCUUUUUAUCAUAUCAACAACCAUUUGUUUGUCAAUAUUGUUUUUCCUUUUCUGGUGGAGAUUGUUGUGUGUCUCUAGUUAGUUUCUCCAGACUACUAUCUGGAGGUGAGUUCCUGUGGACUGUAACAGAGGUUUGACUUUUGGACCUUUUGAAGGCAGCAUUUUUUUUGUGGAAAUGUCAGUGAAGCAAUUUCCUUUACCUUCCAAUGAAUGAAGCUUAGAAUGCUCCUGGACUUUAAUAAUAGCCAAAGCAGCAGGCUUAUUCCCUGCUUUUGGUGAUGGAUAUCCUCUAGUAUCUUCUUAAAGGGUGUGUGAAAGAUUUGAUGUGUGCCCACUGUUUCCUUCAGUGCUUGGUGGGCUGCUGUGAAGAUACAUCACCUUUUCCCUUUUUCCAAGAUGGCUCAAGAUUCAGUAGGCUUUUCUUCUGAUUACCAAUUUUGGAUGCAGAAACUUUCAUUGUGGGACCAGGCCUCCACUUUGGAAACCCAGAAAGACACCUGCCUUCAUCUGCCUCGAUUUCAGGAAUUCCUGAGGCAGAUGUAUGAAGUCUUGAAAGAGAUGGAUUCAAAUAUGAUCAUUGAAAGAUUUCCCACAAUAGGUCAACUGUUGGCAAAAACUUGUUGGAAUCCUUUUAUUUUAGCAUUUGAUGAAAGCCAAAAAAUUCUAUUAUGGUGCUUAUGUUGUCUGAUUAAUAAAGAACCACAGAAUUCUGAAGAACUGAAACUGAACUCCUGGACACGGGGCUUGCUAUCUCAUGUACUGUCAGCAUUCAAAUUUGAUACAAAAGAAGUUGGUCUUUUUAUUCAAGGUCUUGGAUAUGCACCUGCAGAUUACUAUCCUGGUUUGCUUAAAAAUAUGGUUUUAUCGUUAGUGUCUGAACUCCGAGAGAAUCAUCUUAAUGGAUUUAACACUCAAAGGCGAAUGGCUCCUGAAAAGAUAAGGUUCCUGUCGCGAGUUUGUGUACCACUUGUAACUCUGCCAGAUAUCCAACCACUGGUGGAGGCUCUGCUCACCUACCAUGGACAUGAACCUCAGGAAGUGCUCUGGCCUGAAUUCUUUGAUGCUGUGAAUGAGGCCUUCUUGCUGAAGAAGAUUUCUCUCCCCACAUCAGCUGUCAUCUGCCUCUGGCUUCGGCACCUUCCCAGCCUUGAAAAAGCAACACUGCAUCUUUUUGAAAAGCUAAUCUCCAGUGAGAGAAAUUUCCUGAGAAGGAUCGAAUGCUUUUUGAAAGAUUCAUUGCUGCCUGAAGCAGCCUGCUACCCUGCCAUAUUCAGAAUUGUUGAUGAAAUGUUCAGGUAUGCACUCCUGGAAACCGAUGGAGCCCCAGAAGUACUAGCCGCUAUUCAAGUGUUUACAUGGUGCUUUGUGGAAGCUCUGGAAAAACAAAACAAGCAGCUGAAGUUUACACUCAAGACCUACUUUCCUUAUGCUUCUCCAUCUCUUGUUAUGGUACUGCUUCAACACCCAAAAGAUAUCCCACAAAAACUGUGGCACCAGCCACUGAAACAUAUUUCUGAAAUGCUCAGAGAAAUAGUUGAAGACCAGACUCAUGGGUCCUACGGAGGCCCCUUUGAGUGCUGGUUUUUGUUCAUUCACUUUGGAGGAUGGGCUGACAUCGCGGCUGAGCAGUUAGUGAUGUCAGAAGCUGAACCCCCGGAAGCCCUGCUGUGGCUCUUGGCCUUCAGCCACAGUCCACGUGACAGGAGUCAGCAGCGAGCACAGACCAUGGUAGAGGUAAAGGCAGUGCUCAGCCACCUCAAGAAGCUGCUCAGAAGUCCAACUCUCUCAGCCAGGGAUCUACAGGCAGCAGCUGCAGAGAGCCAAGACAGAGACCCCAGACCACCUUCAUGUCAACAGCUGAUCAGGCACCUCCUCCUGAACUUCCUGCUCUGGGCUCCUGGAGGCCAUGCGAUUGCUCGAGAAGUCAUCACCCUUAUGGCUCCAACCGAUGAGCUAAGCCACGAGAUUGCUGGCUUUCUUGACCAGACCUUGUACAGAUGGGAUCGCCUCUGCCUGGAAGCACCUAGGUCAAGAAAACUGGCCCGAGAGCUCCUGGCUGAGCUGCACGCUCACAUCCAGCAUCGGCCGGCUGCACAUGGAGCUGCCGUGCAUGCAACAGGCUCCCCGAGAUCUCGUGACGAAACAAUGAGACUGAUUCAUCGUGGAACGAGUAGUGAGGAUGAGCCAUAGACAUCUUGGUGAGAGCUGCUAGAACAUAUUUUAUGAAGUCAGAAGACAAAUUCCUUAGCCCAAACUCAGUCUGGCUUAUUAGUUCAUGACUAGAUUGUGCCUUGAGCAUUCCCUACCUGCUCAGCCCAGCUGCCAGAGAAUCACUGAAGACAAGCCUUGAAUAGGAGAACACUUUCAUUUCCCUUUUUCCUUAUAUCAAAUGAAGAUACACAACUAUUACUUGAGUGGUUCAAAGUCUUUGGACCGAGAAAUUGGUCAUGAACCACUGAUCAGUUUAGAAGUAACUUAGUCCUUUUCCACAGAUCUCUUUUUUCAGAAAUCAGACUACUGUUAUUGGUGUUUCUUUUAAUCCACAGGGCUUUGAGAUAAAGCCACACUCUUGCUUCCCUAAGAAAUUCUUCACUAAGGAGUCUCUUGGGCACCUCCGAGGGGAAGCAGAGGCCAUCAGGCCCAGUAGCAAGUGGUAGUGACUGGGGCCACUGCUGUGGUGGGCAGUCAAGCCAGCUCGGCUGUGGAGAACAGUACUGCUUAGCAAUGAAAUAAAGCCGGUUCCAAUGCUAACUCUUUUUGCUUUCUGUUUGCUAAACACUCCCACCAAGGGAGCUCACAUUGCCUCAGAGAGGACUGAUGUGAGAAUAUAGGAUAUGUUCUGGAAGGAGACAUUAUAUUUCAGUUGUCUAAUUAACUGAGGUGGGAAUUAGAAAUUCCUAAUAAAGAAUAGGUAACCCCAGGGGCGCCUGGGUGGCUCAUUUGGUUGAGCAUCCGACUUCAGCUUGGGUCAUGAUCUCACGGUUUGUGGGUUCGAGCCCCACGUUGGGCUCUGUGCUGACAGCUUGGAGCCUGGAGCCUGCUUCUGAUUCUGUGACUCCCUCUCUCUCUGCCCCUCCCCUGCACAUGCUCUGUCUUUCUCUGUCUCUCAAAAAUAAAUAAAUAUUUAAAAAAAUUUUAAAAAAAAUAAGUAACCCUAAUAUUUAUUUCACAUCAGUUGAAAAUUUUUUCCCUUCCAAGUUUGUUUUUUUUCUUACAUGAGCUAAAAUCCUCCCAGGACCUCAC